CCAAAAGGGCAAGAUGCUUGUCCUUUUUGAAGCUGGACCCACUUCCAGAUAAUGUUCCCUAGUUCUUGGCUUCACCACCUUAUAAUCAAAAUCCUUCUUAUUUGUCCCUUUCCAUAUUGGGAUUGGCUGUCAGUCAUAUGGAAGUUGCACAUUCUCAAGGCAUCAAGUUGACCUUUCAGGUUAAACAUUUUCUGGGUUAUUGUUCUUAUCAUCUGAGAUAGGCUGUAUUUUUGCCAUGCAGAAGCAAAAAUGGUGGGGUUUACUCUAAUUUAUCAGUUCAGCUGCCAGAUUGGAAUUAAGUUUUGGCAGUUAGGAAAUUAGAAAUGGACUGAUAUCCAACUUGUGGAGCUCCUCAUAAUAGCCAGCAGAGCUCAUUAAUUAGAGAGUUAAGAUUGACAGUGGGCCAGUUCUUUUUGCUCUUCUGUUACAGUUUUUGCAGCUUUAACCUUGUUUGUGUCGCUUUCAGGCUGUUAAGUGUUAACGGUUUUCCCCCUCUGAAUUGGAGAACUUACAUUACCUCUCGGGAGCAAAAAACAUGGGCCACUUGUUAUACUCGUGGUUGCUGUAUCCCUUAGCUUGACAAUUGCGUUGGAAUUCUGCUUAUCUCCAACCUUCUUUGGUUUUCGGCAGCUGUCCCUCUCCCUCGUCUGAAAAUUCUGUGAACCUGUUAACACAGAUACCCAUAUUCCGAGCGUUAGCUUGCUGGACUUGUCUGUGCGUUAACUCUCACAUGCAUUAUGUGGGAUUCAUGUCGGAAUAAUCAUCAUUCAAUAAGCCUCUGUUGACUGCUGCAGGAGGGUUCUGGGUCAGUCUGCAAUUCCCCUUUGGCUCGCUCAUCCCUUGAGUUAGUUUUCCUGUCAUGGAGCAGUGGAAGAAGAGGGCAAGAGGGUAUUGGAAACCCUUGGUUUCUGGCUAUAGAUGUUUGGAAAGAUAAGAGUUUUCUAUCUUCAGUACCCAUAUGAUUGUCAGGGUAGGCCUCGUGGUCGCAGCUUCGAUUGCAGCCUAUGCUGUUAAGCAGAAAGCUUCAGAAAAUGGUAAGCGUCGAAGCAAACAUAAUGGCAGAGAGCAGAUUCCUUAUCCAGAUGGUAACAUCAAGGAGAAGGAAGAAGAAGAAGAGAAAGAGGAGGUUAAAUUGAUCAACAGCAUAUCAAAUGGUGUUCAUGGUGGUAUGCCACCUGGUAUGGACGAUGAAGAUGACAUUUUACCUGAAUUCGAGGAUUUCUUAUCAGGGGAGAUCGAGUAUUCAUUACCAAGUGACAAGUUCGAUUUGUCUGAGGAAAAAAACAAGGUCUAUGAAAGUGAGAUGGCAAACCAUGCCAGCGAACUCGAACGCCUUCGCAAGUUAGUCAAUGAACUGGAAGAAAGAGAAGUGAAACUUGAAGGUGAGCUGUUGGAGUACUAUGGCUUAAAGGAGCAAGAAUCAGACAUUGUUGAAUUGCAGAGGCAGUUAAAAAUUAAGACUGUGGAGGUUGACAUGUUGAACAUAACCAUUAACUCGCUUCAAUCUGAAAAGAAGAGACUUCAGGAUGAACUUGCACAAGGUGGAGGAUCUGCAAGGAAAGAGCUGGAAGCUGCAAGGAAGAAAAUCAGAGAGCUUCAGAGACAGAUACAGCUGGAUUCUAACCAGACAAAGGGACAGCUAUUGUUGCUGAAACAACAGGUUUUGGGUCUACAGGCGAAAGAGGAAGAAGCUGUAAGGAAAGGUGUUGAGGUUGAAAAGAAGAUGAAGGUUGUGAAGGAACUAGAGAUGGAGAAUGAGCUAGUGGCAAAUGCAAGGGAGGAAGUCAGCAAUAUUCGGCAUGCAAAUGAAGACCUACUGAAGCAAGUGGAAGGACUUCAAAUGAACAGGUUCAGUGAAGUCGAAGAGCUAGUCUAUCUCCGCUGGGUCAAUGCAUGCUUGAGAUAUGAGCUCCGCAACUACCAAGCACCCCCUGGAAAAGUUUCAGCCCGCGAUCUCAGCAAAAACUUAAGCCCCAAGUCACAAGAAAGGGCCAAGCAGCUAAUGCUAGACUAUGCCGGAUCAGAACGUGGCGGCCAAGGUGGUGACACUGACAUGGAAAGCAACUUCUCCCAGCCAUCUUCCCCUGGAAGCGAAGAUUUCGACAAUGCCUCCAUGGACAGUUCCUUUAGCAGGUACAGCAGUCUCAGUAGGAAGCCAAGUUUGAUGCAGAAGCUGAAGAAAUGGGGAAGCAGGGGCAAAGAUGAUUCAAGCGGUUUUUCAUCGCCUGCCAGGUCUCUAACUGGCUCCCCAAGCAUGAGCUUCAAGCCUAGGGGGCCACUAGAAGCAUUAAUGCUGAGAAAUGCAGGGGAUAAUAUGGCCAUUACUACAUUUGGGAAGAUGGAUCAAGAUGCUGCUCCUGACUCUCCGGAAACCUUAAAUCUUCCUCCCAUAAAAACACAGGCCUCUCAGACCGAUUCUCUAAACUCUGUUGCUUCAUCGUUCCAGUUAAUGUCAAAGUCUGUUCAUGGAGUCAUGGAUGAGAAGUACCCGGCUUACAAAGACCGGCAUAAGUUGGCACUGGAGAGGGAGAAGCAUAUCAAGGAAAGAGCUGAGCAAGCUAGGGCUGUGAAGUUUGGUAAUACAACACAGUUUGACUCCUCCAGAGGGAAGGGGGCUAGACCUGUAAAUCUGCCAUCACAACUAGCUCGUCUGAAAGAGAAACCGCUUGUUACUGGUGAGUCAAAGGAGGAGCAGUCAGCGGAUGGGAAGUCCACUGACUCUCCAGUUGUCAGCAAGAUUCAACUUGCUGACAUUGAGAAGAGGCCUCCUAGAGUGCCUAGGCCGCCACCUAAACAGUCUGGAGGUUCUUCUCUAUCUGGUGGAGUGCCUAGUGCUCCACCGCGUGGCCCAGGUGGACCACCACCACCACCACCUCCUCCUCCUGGAGGUGCAGGUGGGCCGCCUCCACCACCUCCGCCACCUGGAAGCUUGCCGAGAGGUGGGGGAGGGAGUAAAGUUCACAGGGCACCUGAGCUGGUGGAAUUCUAUCAGUCAUUGAUGAAGAGGGAGGCAAAGAAGGAUACAACGUCAUUGAUUUCUUCAUCAACAGGCAAUGCUUCGGAUGCUAGAAGCAAUAUGAUUGGGGAGAUUGAGAACAGGUCAUCAUUCCUCAUGGCUGUUAAAGCUGACGUGGAAACUCAAGGCGAAUUUGUGGAGUCAUUGGCAAGUGAAGUCAGGGCAUCCUCUUUUACCAACAUAAAUGACUUGUUAGCAUUUGUGAAUUGGUUAGAUGAGGAACUCUCCUUCUUGGUGGAUGAACGGGCAGUCCUGAAGCACUUUGAGUGGCCUGAAAGCAAGGCUGACGCGUUGAGAGAGGCAGCAUUCGAGUACCAGGACUUGAUGAAGUUGGAGAAGCAUGUAACAUCGUUUGAGGAUGAUCCUAGUCUCCAAUGUGAGGCUGCUCUCAAGAAGAUGUACAAACUGCUGGAGAAGGUGGAGAAUAGUGUGUAUGCACUUCUGCGAACAAGGGACAUGGCAAUGUCACGGUACAAGGAGUUUGGGAUCCCAGUUGAUUGGCUGCAAGACUCUGGAGUUGUUGGCAAGAUCAAGCUAUCCUCAGUUCAGUUGGCAAGAAAGUACAUGAAACGUGUUUCGGAGGAGCUCGAUGUCAUGACCGGACCUGAGAAGGAACCCAACAGAGAGUUCUUGCUGCUGCAAGGCGUGCGCUUUGCUUUCCGUGUUCAUCAGUUUGCUGGAGGGUUUGACGCUGAGAGCAUGAGGGCUUUUGAAGAGUUGAGGAGUCGUGUAAAUUCCAAGGGCGAAAAUGAUGGGAGUAAUGAUUUAGAAGUAGCAGCAGAACAGUGAUUGAUAUCAUAUGGCUUCUUCAGGUUUCUUCUGGGAAUGUAUAUGGUGUGUAUAUCUAUUUGUCAACUGCAUAUUGCAAAGUUCAAAGGAAAGGAAAAGAAUAAGAGAUUGAUCGAUAACCCUUUUGUUUUCUUUAUAUUCUGUCUGGUGCUUUUUCUUUUAUUAUUUUGCAGCUGGGUCGCCCUGAUACUAUACUACACAAAGGAAGAGGAAAAAGAAAGCAGCUCUUCUUUCCAGUCCCACUUCUUACUGAGAAACCAAAAUCAAGAAACCAGGAACUACUAUAGGAAAGAAAAAAGCCCAUAAAAAAAACUCAGGCACAGGAUGAUUACAUAUGAAAAGAGGGAAUUUGGAAAUCCACCGCAAAAAUUCAAGUUCAAGGCCACCCGCCGCCGGCAGAAAGGGAUUUCCCAAAUCACUACUGAAUCCGCCCUCCGACAAACAAAGGCUCCCCGAAAACGCUGCGUUUCGUUUAUUCCGCUACCUGGAUCUGAUUCCCUCGGCUGUCGUAAAAUAUGACGCCGGAGAACUCCGGCAGCUGACACUUCUCCCCUCUCAAAAUCGAUUUCUGCCACAACCCGCCUUCCCCGAACCCUCCCGUCGCCACCUUCGCCCCGAUCUUCCCCUUCUUCUCACACCCUCCUCCGCCGCCGCCGCUGCUGCCGUCCCUCCUCCUGCUGCUCGCGCUCAAGUCCUUGCUGUUCUUCCGAUGCGGCGCCCCCGGCGGCGAGAUCUUCUCCCUUUUCUUCUCCGCCGCGGGCUGCGGCGGGGGAGUCGAGGAAGGAAGGGGCACCUGAGCGCUGACGUCGACCCUAAUCUCGUGGGCGUGAUCGUCCCCGCCUCUCUUCUUCUGGGUCGCCGACGGAUUGAUCUUGUUCCGGCUGAUUGUCCUGUUCAUUAGCUUCUUCGUAGUUGUUCUGUCCGUCGUUGAAUUCGAAUUCGGCUUCUCUUUCGCCGGCUGGUGGGCGCACAAUGCCACCAGAGCGACCACCGCCACGAACAACCCGAUGGAUACCGGCGUGGACGGCCAGGACCCGAACCCGUGACCCGCAGCCAUCAACCCGUGCUCAAUUAGGCGCAGCCGUGCCAUAUUAUCUCCUCUGUCUGGAAACUAAACCGAAAAUGGAGAAAACCCAGAAGGCUAACUGAACAUAGGAAUGAUGAUAGGCUGUUGUUUGAUUGCCGAUUGAUUCUGCUGCGAGAAGCGAUUGGAGAGCAAAUACUUAUAGUGACUGUGACACAUUGAUGAACAGAAGAUGCCAGGGGGAGAUGGCAGAAGGGGCAGAGAACUGGAUUUCUUUGGACAUGAUAAUUAGUUUAAAAUCUUGACUAACGUUUUGUUGGUAAUGGAAGGAGGUGAGAUGAAUGGAGAUGAUUAGAAGAAUUCCAAAAACACUUUGGGAGAAUGAUCAGCAGUGCCUUGCCUUGUUUGUUUGUACUAGUACUUGUUUUAAACAUAUUCUGGAAUUUUUUGUGGGUAGUGAGAAUUCGGAAUAUGGGAAAUGUACAAAAGAGGAUUUUGCCUUGGAAU
Molecule: messenger RNA, 5336 nt
Organism: Linum tenue
Lineage: Eukaryota; Viridiplantae; Streptophyta; Magnoliopsida; Malpighiales; Linaceae
Source: the annotation of a GenBank genome assembly